Yamadazyma tenuis ATCC 10573 is the source of this 1162-nucleotide messenger RNA. The record is from RefSeq and is a predicted model, not a curated record. Lineage: Eukaryota; Fungi; Ascomycota; Pichiomycetes; Serinales; Debaryomycetaceae.
ACGGCUACAACAUGAAAUUAUUCUUAGCUGCUUGCGUAUACUUCACGGUGGCCAUUGCCACCACGUCGCAAAUCGCCGUCUACCACCUCAAUGACUUAUCCAAGCCAUCACUAAUUCCCUAUGUGUCGUCCGAGGAGGCCUUGAUGUAUUUGAGCGAUAAGCUUGACCUCAAUGUGUUUAAGUUAAGUGACUACAACAAGCAUGAAACCAUCGAGUUCAUCGAACAACAAAACGAAAUCAACCCGCCAAAUGACAGGCCUACGUUGGUGGUGUCACUUAGUGGCGUCGAGUUGUCGGAACAGCCUUCUUUCAAAAUUUCCAACCCCAACAAGUUCUGGAAUCAGUACCACCAGAUGAUCAAGUCGGCCACCAAGGCGGUACCGGUAACAGAGGAAAUCAGCGUAGUGGCCAGUGACGCCAGCACUGUCAGUGGCUUGAAAGACCACUUUAAGUACUUUGAUGUGAAGCUCCAGUCGAUUUGGAGCAACUUCAAACAGAACAUCUUCUCCAAUGAUAUCAACUACGUCAACGACAAGUUCUUCAUCACCGAAAUCAGCCAGUUGGUCCAUUUGAAUGACCACACCUUCGGCCCUCACGACGUGGUGUUAGUGCAGUUGAACUCACUUCACUCGAUGUCUGGUAAAAUCGGACAAGACAGCCAGACGUACCAAUCGAGUGAAAACAUUUUGAACUCGUUGUUGAAGUUGUCACAGUUCGAUAUUCUCGUCAUUGACAAUGCGGUACCAGCCCCAUUGCAGUUGGCUAAGAGAAACCAACAGUUGCAAAAGGUGUUUAGAGAUGCUACUCUUCAAACUAACGGAUGUUUCGAUAAGGAAGAAACUUGCCAGGUGCAGACAUCCAACUGCAACUCGCACGGUCUUUGCACCAAGGUGUCCACAGGAUGCUGGUCAUGUGCGUGCUCCGCGACCUUCAACCAGACGUUGUCGAAAACCACCAACUGGUCGGGCUUUGACUGCUCAAAGAGAGACAUUUCCACCACCGCCAACUUAUUGUUAUGGUCGUCAUUGGCCCUCUUGGUGAUGUUUGUGUACGGGGUCAAAUUGUUGGUCUCUGUCGGGAACGAACCCUUGCCUCCUGUGUUGGACACCACUCAAUAAUACUUUCAUAGAUCAAAAGAAUCACCCAAUCGAUAAUGCGCACU